AUGUCCCUCCUUCAAUACUCCCCACCGGUGGAUUAUGCCGCGCAAACCAUUGCCGUCAAGGAUUUCUUGAACACCUUCAAGACCAUUCAGUCAAGCUCGGAAGCAGCAGCGACCGAAGCUCUGCAGGACUUGAACAUAGACGAAGGACGGACCAGCGAUGAAUAUGAUUUCAUGGAUGAUGCCGAUGAGAUGGAUGGAGCCAAUACCCGAGGAGCAAGCAGACGUCAGAUCCCGAAACUCAAGUACAUGCAGAUUCUGCAAGAUGUCGCAAACCGCGAGAAGUCUCAUCUUCAAAUUGACCUCGACGAUCUGGAAAUUUUUGAACAGUCCCGGCCUGAGGGAGAUGACCUCAAGCUCGUUCAAUCCAUCGAAAAGAACGCACACCACUAUGUUGACCUAUUUUCGCAAGCAAUUGACGAGCUCAUGCCCCGGCCAACCAAGGAUAUCACAUACAAGGAUGAUGUCCUUGAUAUAAUCAUGUCCCAGCGCGAAAGACGCAACGAAGCAACGGAAGCUGCAUUUGAGGCUGACAUGGAGACUGAUGCCGGUGGUCUCCCUAUGUUCCCCGCCGAGCUCACUCGCAGAUAUACACUCAACUUUAAGCCCGUCACACCCUCAGGGUCCAGCAGCGAUCGCGAUUCCAAAGCCCUCGCCGUUCGCAACGUUCGUGGCGAGCACCUUGGUAACCUCAUUACCGUCCGUGGUAUCACUACCCGUGUCUCCGAUGUCAAGCCCGCCAUUCAGAUCAACGCCUACACUUGCGACCGCUGCGGAUGCGAAGUUUUCCAACCCGUCACUACCAAGCAAUUCAUGCCUUUCACAGAGUGUAUCUCUGAAGAAUGCAAGAAAAACAACUCAAAGGGGCAGCUCUUUUUGUCCACUCGCGCAUCCAAGUUCACUCCUUUCCAGGAGGUCAAGAUCCAGGAAAUGGCCGACCAGGUCCCCGUGGGCCAUAUCCCACGGACCCUCACCAUUAACUGCCACGGUGCUCUUACUCGUCAAAUGAAUCCUGGUGAUGUGGUUGACAUUGGAGGCAUCUUUUUGCCAACCCCAUACACUGGUUUCCGUGCCAUUCGUGCCGGUCUUCUUACCGACACAUACCUCGAAGCUCACCACAUCACCCAGCACAAGAAAUCCUACAAUGACAUGGGCAUGGAUCGCAUUACGCUCCAUAAGAUCGAGCAGCACCAGCGCUCUGGUAAUAUGUACGAGUACCUUUCACGGUUGAUUGCCCCUGAGAUCUAUGGACAUCUCGAUGUGAAGAAAGCACUGCUUCUCCUUCUGAUUGGUGGUGUCACCAAGGAGAUGGGUGAUGGUAUGCACAUUCGUGGUGACAUCAACAUCUGCUUGAUGGGUGACCCUGGUGUGGCCAAAUCUCAGCUUCUCCGAUACAUCACGAAGGUUGCCCCUCGUGGUGUCUACACCACUGGACGAGGAAGCAGUGGUGUUGGUCUAACUGCUGCUGUCAUGAGAGACCCAGUCACCGACGAGAUGGUGCUGGAAGGAGGUGCCCUGGUCUUGGCUGAUAACGGUAUCUGCUGUAUCGAUGAAUUCGACAAGAUGGAAGAUGCAGACCGCACUGCCAUUCACGAAGUGAUGGAACAGCAGACCAUCUCUAUUUCCAAGGCUGGAAUCACUACUACCCUCAACGCACGUACUUCUAUCCUGGCAGCAGCUAAUCCGUUGUAUGGCCGUUACAACCCUCGCGUAUCCCCAGUGGAGAACAUCAACUUGCCAGCUGCCCUACUGUCCCGUUUCGAUGUUAUGUUCCUGCUUUUGGAUACUCCUUCUCGCGAGGGCGAUGAAGAGCUGGCAAACCACGUUACAUAUGUCCACAUGCACAACAAGCACCCGGAGAGCGAAGAUGCCGGUGUGAUGUUCACUCCCCACGAGGUCCGUCAAUACAUUGCCAAGGCCCGCACAUUCCGUCCCAUCGUUCCCAGCAAUGUCUCUGACUACAUGGUCGGUGCCUACGUGGCCAUGCGUAAGAGACAGAAGGUCGACGAGUCCAAGAAGCGCCAGUUCUCCCACGUUACUCCCCGUACCCUGCUUGGUAUCGUUCGUCUGUCCCAGGCCCUGGCUCGUCUUCGCUUCAGUGACCAGGUUGUUCGAGAGGACGUUGAUGAGGCCCUGCGUCUCAUUGAAGUCAGCAAGGCUUCUCUGUACAACGAUGGCGAGCAAGGAGCGGAUAACACUCCCUCGAGCAAGAUCUACAACUUGAUUCGCAGCAUGAAGGAGAGUGGCGCCGCUGCCAUCGGAGAUGGCGAACAGGGAGAGCUGAGCAUGAGACGUAUUCGGGAACGUGUCCUGGCCCGAGGCUUCACUGAGGAUAAUCUCACCAUGACUAUCGACGAAUAUGCUGACAUGAACCUCUGGCAAGUUACUGGCAAUGGAACCCGUCUACUCUUCACAGAGGUUGACAGUGACAUGGAUAUGUAA
Messenger RNA from Penicillium brevicompactum, 2439 nucleotides. Its product is annotated as DNA replication licensing factor MCM7. The transcript is spliced from 4 exons. The record is from RefSeq and is a predicted model, not a curated record. Lineage: Eukaryota; Fungi; Ascomycota; Eurotiomycetes; Eurotiales; Aspergillaceae. Gene Ontology annotation, biological process: DNA strand elongation involved in DNA replication; DNA replication; DNA replication initiation. Gene Ontology annotation, cellular component: MCM complex; nucleus. Bases 1 to 2439 code for a protein of 812 amino acids. Gene Ontology annotation, molecular function: ATP binding; single-stranded DNA binding; single-stranded DNA helicase activity.